GGGCGCUCCGGCCGGCUGGUCUGGCAGGUGUAGGGCGCCGGUAGGAGCUGGGCGCGCACGGUUACCGAGCGUGGAGGAGACACUGCCCUGCGGCGAUGGGUGCCAGGGGCGCUCCUUCACGCCGGAGGCAGGCGGGGCGGCGGCUGCGGUACCUGCCCACCGGGAGCUUUCCCUUUCUUCUCCUCCUGCUGCUCCUGUGCAUUCAGCUCGGGGGAGGACAGAAGAAAAAGGAGAAUCUUUUAGCUGAAAAAGUAGAACAACUGAUGGAAUGGAGUUCUCGGCGCUCAAUCUUCCGAAUGAAUGGUGAUAAAUUCCGAAAGUUUAUAAAGGCGCCACCUCGAAACUACUCUAUGAUUGUCAUGUUCACCGCUCUUCAGCCUCAGCGGCAGUGCUCUGUGUGCAGACAAGCUAAUGAAGAAUAUCAAAUACUGGCUAAUUCCUGGCGCUAUUCAUCUGCCUUUUGUAACAAACUCUUCUUCAGUAUGGUGGACUAUGAUGAGGGGACAGAUGUUUUUCAACAGCUCAACAUGAACUCUGCUCCUACGUUCAUGCAUUUUCCUCCAAAAGGCAGACCUAAGAGAGCUGAUACUUUUGACCUUCAAAGAAUUGGAUUUGCAGCUGAACAACUAGCGAAGUGGAUUGCUGACAGAACGGAUGUUCAUAUUCGCGUCUUCAGACCACCUAAUUACUCUGGCACCAUUGCUUUGGCCCUCUUAGUGUCACUUGUCGGUGGUUUGCUCUAUUUAAGGAGGAACAACCUGGAGUUCAUCUAUAACAAGACUGGUUGGGCCAUGGUGUCACUGUGUAUAGUCUUUGCUAUGACUUCUGGUCAGAUGUGGAAUCAUAUCCGUGGACCUCCAUAUGCUCAUAAGAACCCACACAAUGGACAAGUGAGCUACAUCCACGGGAGCAGCCAGGCGCAGUUCGUGGCGGAGUCACACAUCAUCCUGGUGCUGAAUGCUGCUAUCACCAUGGGGAUGGUUCUUCUAAAUGAAGCGGCCACGUCCAAAGGAGAUGUUGGAAAAAGACGGAUAAUUUGCCUAGUGGGAUUAGGCCUGGUGGUCUUCUUCUUCAGUUUCCUACUUUCAAUAUUUCGCUCCAAGUACCACGGCUAUCCAUAUAGCUUUUUAAUUAAAUGAAGCCAAGUGGGAGUUCCAUAAAGUGAAGGUUUACCAUGAAGAUAAAGUGUUCAUGACACACUAUGAAUUCUUCGGUUCAUUCCCAUGUCGAUUGUGAUAUUCUAGCUUAUUGUUGUAUAAUUUUUUAAAUGUGAGAUUUCCUAGUCAAUUUAAUUUAUAGAAAUGGAUGUUUUAAAUGUAAUAUCAGCACUGGAAAGAACAAAGGAAACAUUGAUGCAUUUUUCAAGCAUAUCAUAUUCAGUGUGUGCUAUAGGAUUGAAAUAAAUGACAAUAUCAAUUCAUGCUUUAGAAUUGUUCAUUUAUAAGUAAAGAAAACCACAAUGUCAGUAAGGAAAAACUAAGAAAUGUAUGUUAAUAAAUUCCUAGGGCUGUACAGAGAUAAUGUAUAUGCAUGAAAAUAUGUCAUGUUCUCAGAAAUUGUAUUCAUUGCGGUGUCAGUGUAAAGGCCAUGUGUGUUCGCAGUUAGUGUUUCGGUCUUACAAAUCAUAACUAGAUAAAGGUGUAUAGGACAGGGAGCUGGCUGAAUAGUACCUGCAGCUUGGAUACCUAACCAGGGAAAGGGAGAUUUUUUUCCAGUUUAUAAAUCUACAGCAAACAUGACUAAAUCAAUGUGCCUCAAAGGCAUCAGGCAAUGAAAAUGGUACCCCAGAACAAGGAAUUAAUUCCUCUCCAGCUUUGGAAGUGCCACCCAAGAAUCCAGACUUAACAACCUACCAACCACAAAACUAGCUCACCACGGCCAUUUUUCCUGGCAUUCUAUGGAAGAAGCUUGCCGUUCCUAAUUCGAAUGAGUGACGCAGUGAAGCUUUCUUGAACACCAAAUACAGGAGUCUAACCAUUAUUAUGUUUGCAUAUCCUGUUUCUGUUUAUAAAGCACUUUGGCAUAUGUUAUGGUAUUUUUUUCUUCACAACAAUCCUGUAAAUUAGACAGGAAAUGUAAAUUUUGUCUGACAAAUAAGCACUAUAAGCUAAAAACCAAAAAGAAUUAAACAGUAGAGCUUGUAGCUAGGCUUUUAAACUCUCAAACCUGAAUUUUUAUUUCUGUGGUGCUACCCGAAGAAGGCUUGAGAAACAGUCAGUUCAGUAAGCUUUUUGUUUCUCCUCUUAUAGCUUUGUUACCUAACUUUCAUUAGGAACCAAAUAAUAGACCAUGAAC
Molecule: messenger RNA, 2295 nt
Organism: Pteronotus mesoamericanus
Lineage: Eukaryota; Metazoa; Chordata; Mammalia; Chiroptera; Mormoopidae
Gene: TUSC3
Product: tumor suppressor candidate 3
Exons: 10
Coding region: 96-1139 (347 amino acids)
Cellular component (GO): oligosaccharyltransferase complex
Source: RefSeq, a predicted model, not a curated record